AUGGACACCACGCGGUCGGGUUUCCUCAAACUGCAGCAGAGCAGCAGCGCCACGCCAGAAAUGGCAGCAGAAUGGCACAAACUGGAGGAUUGUUACAACAGAAAGUUGUGGCACCAGCUGACACUGAAGCUGACAGAUUUCGUGCAAGACCCCUAUUUCUCCAAAGGUGACGCCCUCAUCCAGCUUUAUGAAAACUUCAUCAGUGAUUUUGAACACAGAAUCAAUCCGUUGUCGUUAGUAGAAAUAAUCCUCCACGUUGUCAGACGAAUGCCAGACCCAAACACUGCCAUAACUUUUCUUGAGAAAACGAAAGAGAAGGUGAAAGUGAGUGAUGAAGCGGUUAUUCUCUGUAAAACGGUCAUCGGCAGCCUCAAACUGGACAUCAAUGAUUUACCUGCUACUAAGAAACUGAUCGAGGAAGUGGAGGAGAUGCUGAACAACCUGCCGGGCGUGACGUCUGUACACGGGCGAUUCUACGACCUCUCCAGCAAAUAUUACCGCAUUAUUGGAAACCAUGCGCUCUACUACAAGGAUGCUCUGCGGUACCUGGGCUGCGUGGACGCGAAGGACCUGCCAGAGGCGGAGCAGCAGGAGAGAGCCUUCACACUGGGAUUGGCUGGACUGCUCGGGGAGGGCGUGUACAAUUUCGGAGAGCUGCUGAUGCAUCCAGUGCUGGAGUCUCUGAGGAACACAGAUAAACAGUGGCUGAUAGAGACGCUCUACGCCUUUAACUCGGGGAACGUGGAGAAGUUCAGAGCCCUGAAAUCCGCCUGGGGGCAGCAGCCUGAUCUCGCAGCUCAGGAGCCCAAACUCAUGCAGAAGAUCCAGCUGCUGUGUGUGAUGGAGAUGACUUUCACCAGACCAGCGAAUCACAGGCAGCUCACAUUCCAGGAAAUCGCUCAGAGCACCAAGGUCCCGGUGAACGAGGUGGAGCUCCUGGUGAUGAAGGCUCUGUCCGUCGGCCUCAUUAAAGGCAGUAUUGAUGAGGUGGAUCAGAAGGUGCACAUGACGUGGGUGCAGCCGCGGGUGCUGGACCUGCCACAGAUCAAGGGCAUGAAGGAGCGUCUGGACUUCUGGUGUGGAGACGUGAAGAGCAUGGCGAUCCUGGUGGAGCAGCAGGCGCAGGACAUCCUCACAUAACCACGCACGGCCCAACACACAGACCCGUCAGAACCUGUUCUUUACCUGUGAUAUGUUAGUGCAUGACUUUACAUACUUCAUUAAAGAGACUUUCUCAGAG
Colossoma macropomum (tambaqui) is the source of this 1240-nucleotide messenger RNA. RefSeq names its product proteasome 26S subunit, non-ATPase 13 (gene psmd13). Bases 1 to 1140 code for a protein of 379 amino acids. Gene Ontology annotation, cellular component: proteasome regulatory particle, lid subcomplex; nucleus; cytosol. NCBI's taxonomy places the organism in Eukaryota, Metazoa, Chordata, Actinopteri, Characiformes, Serrasalmidae. The record is from RefSeq and is a predicted model, not a curated record. The transcript has 14 exons. Gene Ontology annotation, molecular function: structural molecule activity. Gene Ontology annotation, biological process: ubiquitin-dependent protein catabolic process.